This is a messenger RNA of Pseudocercospora fijiensis CIRAD86, 1880 nucleotides long. RefSeq lists its product as uncharacterized. Lineage: Eukaryota; Fungi; Ascomycota; Dothideomycetes; Mycosphaerellales; Mycosphaerellaceae. The record is from RefSeq and is a predicted model, not a curated record. Gene Ontology annotation, biological process: transmembrane transport. Bases 44 to 1729 code for a protein of 561 amino acids. The transcript is spliced from 4 exons. Gene Ontology annotation, molecular function: transmembrane transporter activity.
UGUAGUACAGCGCAGUGUCUUAUUGUAUUGAUAUUCAUUCAAGAUGGGGCUCGGUGUGCUGAACGACACCAAGCUUUCCCAUGUGCCUGGAACCGCUACGCUCGAGGACUUCGAUCCGGCCGCAUCGCUCGCGCGCGGCAGAGACACAUCGAAGCUCAAAAAGAGCAAGACUGGUCUAAUCUUGGUACCGCAGCCGAGUGACGAUCCCAAAGACCCGCUGAACUGGCCGUUAUGGAAACGAGAUCUUAUAUGCGGCGUGCUAUGUCUGCUAUCGGUCAUCGCGUCGACCAUGUCACCGCUCCUCGCCGCGAAUACCCUCACCUUGACCCUAUACUUUAGGGAGAGCUUCACGAAGAUCGCGCUGUUGACAGGAUAUCAUUUACUCGGCGUAGGCGUGGCUGGCUUCAUGUUCGUGGCCAGCGCAAGAAUCUGGGGCAGACGACAUCUCUACGUGCUGGGCACCGUCAUCAUCAUCAUCAGUUCUGCCUGGGGAGGCGGCAGUGGACACAGCUACAAAUCCCUCAUGGCCGCACGCUUCUUCCAGGGCGUCGGUCUGGCUCCUUUUGAAGCACUGGUCAAUGUGAGUGUUGGCGAUCUCUACUUCGUGCACGAACGAGGCAAGAGAAUGGCUGUCAGCAACUGUGCUCUCUUUGGCGGUGCCUUCUUUACCCCAGUUAUUGUGGGCAAGAUGACCCACACCUUGGGCUGGCAGUGGACUUUCUACUUCAUUGCCAUCUUCGCUGCUGCUUUGCUACCUGUCGUCAUCUUGUUCUGUCCCGAGACCGCUUUCGUGCGUGACAGCAGACUCAACACCGACAUGACCUGGUCCCAGCUUUCAGAUGGCAGCAUCUCCGACCACGAGCUGAAGCACGUCUCUGGAGAUGAACCUGGCAACGCCUCUAUGGACAAAGGCGCAACACGCACUGCCGAGAGGACCAUCGCAAACGUGCACCAACCUAUGCCAUUCAAGUUCAUCACACGAGACAACAUCGCCUUGUUCAAUGGUCGCAAGACGGAUGAGAGCUUCUUCAAGCUCGUGCUGCGUCCGUUCCCCCUCUUCUUCCACCCUGGCAUUCUAUGGUCAUGCUUGAUUCAAGGUGUGAUGAUUGGCUGGACAGUCAUGAUCGGUAUUGUGCUUGCUGCCAUUAUGCUGGGACCACCGCUCUUCUUCAACGAGGUGGAGACUGGAUACAUGUACACUGGCGCUUUCAUCGGAUCCCUCGUUGGUCUUGCCGUAUCUGCCUUGAUGUCGGACAGCUUCAUGAUCUGGUUAACGAAGCGCAACAACGGUAUCUACGAGCCCGAGUUCCGCAUGUUCCUCGUAAUCCCCAUGAUGAUUCUCGGUGUCGCCGGUCUCUACGGCUUCGGAAUCACAAGCGCCAACACUCACAAGUACCGCUGGUUCUGGCCGGACUUCUUCUUCGGCGCAGAGGUGGCGGGAAUGGUCGUCGGCACUGUCGCAGCUGCCCUCUACAUCGUUGACGGCCACCGCGAUCUCGCCAUCGAAGGCUUCACCUGCGAGAUGAUCUUCAAAAACAUCUUCUCUUUCGGCCUCACCUUUUCGGGAUACAACUGGCUCGUUUCCGGCAACAUCAAGCCUGUCUUCUACUGGAUUUCAAGCGUACAGGUGGUGAUCUGUUGCCUCACGAUCCCCAUGUACUUAUUUGGCAAGAAAAACCGAUCUUUCUUUGCAAGACACGAUUUGUUGGAGCUCACUCGUCUGAGAUAGAUUUCAAUAUUUUAGGUCUUUGAUGCUGGCAGUUUAGCGAUUUUAUUCAACAUACAUCUUGUUUCAUUGCCUCUGUGGACAUGGCUCAUCUUGAAGUUGCUACUGAUGUGGACAGUCCUACACCAAAAAAAAAUAUCGGGGACAGCUUUUC